AUGCGCACAUGAUAUUCACGACCUUACCAAUAUGGCUACAAGUUCCGCUAAAAUGGCGCUAGAGUGGGAAUACUCGACCUGCUUAGUAUGGUAGCAUCACACGUCUGCAUAACAAUGAGUGACCUUCUCAAGAUGGCGUAAUCCAUCCGGGUUCUCACUGAGUAGCCCAGUCGCCUGAACAGUAUGGAGACCGAAUCUGGGGAAAAGAUCGCUGACCGGACUCCCCUCAGCCUUUUUGAGCUAAGCGGGGCAGUGGUCAGCUCCGCCAUGAGACACGUGGAGAAAGAGGUUUGGGCACUUCCAGGUCCAGUACUUCAGGGAAUAUUACCACUGCUUAACAUCUACUACCUGGAACGAAUUGAGGAGACGGCUGUGAAAAAAGGACUCUCAACCCAACCUAUAUGGUGCAAGCUGUGGUUUGACAUCAUGAAAACAAGACCUUCUAGAUUAGAGAGCAUCAAGUGUUGGAGAAAAAGGUUUCUUGAAACUUUCUUUUCAAAUGUGCUGCGUGGAAUCCUGGACGUGUCUUCACACCAGCGUCUAAGGGAUCCUUGCUUUUUGCCCCUGCUACACACUUCACAGCAUGUUACCCAGCUUUCCAUCUACAACAUGCUUGAGGGCAUAUCAGAGCUCAUGGCCAAACACAAUCAGGGUGUCCUGGAAAACUUAGCUGUCUCCCUCAGAUCCUUGACAUUCCGUCACCUCCUCUCCUCCAGUCUUUCUUCAAGGCAACAGUUGAGUUUGUUCCUUCAUCGCCUAAUUCAUCAUGGGGCUGUGAACCACCUCUCUAUGUAUUCUUGGCCUGACCCUGACCCAGCACUUUUAGCCCUCAUUCUCAAAAUGAGUGCUGGGGUUUGGCACCCUGGAAAAUCACUGCUGAACCAAGAAAACCUUUGCCAUCUCUGUAGAGAGAAAUGUGUUGACCAGAGCCAAGAGCAUAAGCCCCCUUGGGGUUCAAGGCAGCUGUUUCAUAGAUCAGCAGCUGCCUGGCAUAACAAUAGUGAUCUGAGGAAUGAGAAACUGUUGCCCACAGUGUCACAAGAAUCUCUUCUGGGCUUUGAAAAUGCUGUAGAGUUGGCCAGAACUAGCAGCAAGACUCUUAAAGUACCGAUCAGAUGCAGGUUGGGUAGCCAAAACAGAAUGCAGCACAGUUCAUGUUCAGAGAAUUACAGUGCUGAAGAGGGACCUGCCAGCUUUAUCCCAGCAAAAACAGUUCAUGAUAGCCCUGCUUCAGAAAAACGACACACGAGGGACAAGGCUGUAACAGCAAAGAAGCGCAGCUGCCGUUGGAGGACCAGCAAAGCCACUACAGAGUCGGACGAUCUUUAUGACUUUGUUUUUGCAAUUGCGAGGAAAAAGGAGGAGAAACCACUGCGUAGCAAAAGAAGGAAUGCCAAGGAGGAAAAGGAUCAUGUUAGCAGUUCCCUUUUCCCACCAGAGUCUGCCAGUGGUUCUGGUAUUGUUUGCUCAGAGGGAACCCAAUCUGUUGGGACCACUUUUCUGAAAACACCUGGCCACUUUCGAAGUGUGUCCACACUGGAAGUGUUCUCCAUCUCUCUGACCAUGAAUACAUGCCAGAUGCUGGGGAACCUGCUGAGCUCUUGGGUGUCUUUAGAAAAACUUGUUCUGUCUUUGAAUGGCCUAGGACCCGGCAUCUUCAGUAUCCUCUCUGGGCUUCGGGCCCUGUCCCACCACAAUGACUACCGCCUCCGCGUGGUGCGCAUCAGUGACAUGUUCUCACAUGUCCCCUGCAUGAAUCUUGUUCACUCCUUUUUGAGUGCUGUUCCAUUGCUUCAGACCCUCUUGGUCAGCUUUGAUCUCAAAACCUCAACAGAGCGAGGCAGGCCAGAAAAGAGCUUGGACUCAUCAUCCUUAGAAGAAGAAAUUCCAGAGAGCCACCUGGAGCAUCUUGAAAUCAGAUUCCCCAGAGAACCUCUUCAAACAAGUCUCCUGAUACCUGUGUUAAAGGCCUCAAGAUCUCUCCAGAGCCUCUCUCUAGACAGCGUUGCAGUUUCCUGCCCCCAAGAGGUUGGGCUUCUCCUGCAUGCACUCAAAGAGUACAGCCCAAGCCUAAAGAAGUUAAGCUUUCAUGAUGUCAAUCUUUCUGGCCACUCAAAAGAAGUCCUCUUUCUGUUACAAGACCCUAUCCUUCAAGAAAUCACGUUUUCAUUUUGUCGUCUGUUUGAAAAUUGUACUGCUGAGCUCCUGUCUGAAAUAAUAGAUGUUGUGAAGAAAAACUCAACGUUGAAGAGCCUCAGACUCCCUGGAAAUAGACUGGGAAAUCACAGGCUUGUUGCCCUGGCAGACAUUUUUUCUGAAGAUUCAUCCUCAUCCAUCUGUCAUCUGGAUGUAAGCUCCAACUGUAUCAAACCUGAUGGACUCCUGGAGUUUGCCAAGAAGCUGGAGAAUUACAUAGCCCAACGUGGAGAACAAAUCAAGUUUAUCAAGCUGUGCCUGUAUCAGAACUGGCUGGACCAAGAUACUGUAACUGCUCAAGAGGCUCUUUGGCGGCUAAAAGCUAUGUGCAGUGUAGUCAGUGACACAUGGGACUCAUCUCAGGCCUUUGCCGACUAUAUCAGUGUGAUGUGAUGUGCACUUAUGGGACAAUAUCUUCUAAUAAAGCUGGCUAGUUAAUUUACUAGGAUUCAGCUUUCCUGCUUUUGUCCUAGACUGGUGCAAUUAGAGCUGGGCUUAUUUUUUUGUAAGUAAGCAUAUUUUUAUAGUCAGUAUUACUUUAGGGAAAAUAGUAAGAACAGAACUUUCAAACAGCUAGAGUGACUUAUUAUGGGGAAUGUAAUGGUUGCAGUAAAUUGGUGGUACUAUAAAAAGGAAAGUAGUUGUUGCAAGAGUACCUUAGGCUGCAGUCCGAUGAAGGUCCUUUUGAAUUCAGUAGGACUUACUUCUGAGUAGACAUGAACAGGAUUACAUUGUUAGUUACUACUAGUUAAAUUUCCCCCAGGUACUUCUAGUACUUUAUUAGCAUUUAGAACGUUUCUCCCUCUACAGAAACAUAAAGCUUUCAGUCAUACCUAAGUAUGCACUGUUUUAUAGACUUCAUACGUUAGGAAAAAACAAGAUUUCCAAAAUGAUUAUAUGGGAUAGUAAUAUCUGUUCAGGCCUCAUUUCUAGAUUCCUCCAAAAGUGGCAUUGUCAAAAUGAGUGAUUUGAGGGUAUUUCGCUAAGCCCUCUUGUUUUCUCAGACUUCAUGAUACCAGGGGCUUUCUAGCACUGAUCAGAGGACAAGUGUUAAAAGCCAAAAAGUUCUUAAGAAAUAAUUCUUGAUAUUUGUAAGAGAAUUAUUAAAUACCUGCUUGUCCAA
Messenger RNA from Rhineura floridana, 3319 nucleotides. RefSeq names its product leucine rich repeat containing 41 (gene LRRC41). The record is from RefSeq and is a predicted model, not a curated record. Gene Ontology annotation, cellular component: nucleus; cytoplasm. NCBI's taxonomy places the organism in Eukaryota, Metazoa, Chordata, Lepidosauria, Squamata, Rhineuridae. The transcript is spliced from 10 exons. The coding region runs from base 184 to 2589 and encodes 801 amino acids.